This is a messenger RNA of Penaeus indicus, 1389 nucleotides long. RefSeq lists its product as uncharacterized. The record is from RefSeq and is a predicted model, not a curated record. NCBI's taxonomy places the organism in Eukaryota, Metazoa, Arthropoda, Malacostraca, Decapoda, Penaeidae. Bases 1 to 1389 code for a protein of 462 amino acids. The transcript has 11 exons. Gene Ontology annotation, molecular function: protein binding.
AUGGCACUCAGUUCUAGGGCGUCUGUAAUUGCUUGUAGUGCCUGUGAUGGGGAAAGCCUUGGCUCGGAGAGAGUGCGAAUGCGACUGCUCGGCAUGUCAGACGUGGAAAGUUCUCGGGGAGGCUCCACGCCACAGCCCCCUGGCCUCUCCUUGCCUGGAGGGUCCUCGCCCACCCCGAAGGCGGCGCCCUCCCACCGCUCCCCCGCCCCUGGCCCCGGCUCUCCCACUGGCAAGAGAAAGGUGUCCAUAGCUUCGUCCGUGGCCUCAGGAGCUUCGUUGGCUUCACUGCUCACGAAGCUUCACCAGCCUCCCGCCACGAGUCUUUCACUUGAAGGGAAACUCAAAGUGAGGGCGACGCUAGACUGUGGCAGCGACGUCCUCUCGUGCAAGUUCUCUCCCGACGGAGCCACGAUAGGUGUGGCGCUGAGGUCAGGCCAGGUCAGGUUCUUCAGCCAGGCAGGAGCUUUGUCCCAUACACUUCAGUUCCGUAGCCGCCUACCAGUACAGAGGAAACUAUAUCCACGCACAACACAGAUUUCUACUAAGAUUACGGUAAAGGGCAAGAUAAUAAGCCCAUCGCCGGCCUCUGAGUGUCACGUGUCCCGGCAGCUCGCGGAGUCGGACGGCGAGGCAGCAGCGCCAGCGACGUCUCUCAUUUGGAUGCCGGGGGGCCAGCCCGACGCCGUCCUCGCCACGUAUGCUGAUGGGCAGGUGGUGUCCUGGUGUGGGCGCAGCGUGGGCGUUGUGUGCAAGGAUGGGGGCGUGGACGUAAGGGCGGCACUUGUGGGCGGACUGGACAACCAGGUCGUGACCUUCACUCGAAGUCAGGUCAACAUUCGGGAUGUGAAUAGCCUCUGCUCCGUAACGACCAUGGAUCAAGAGAUGGGCGGCCACUUGAUCGGGCGGGGCGCUCUGUGGGCGGUAACAGGUCGCGGGCGGGAGAUUGUAGGAGGAGGCAGCGGUCUGACUUGGUGGGACGCCCGCACAAGUGCCUCCACCCGCAGCGUGGGCGGGGUACAAGUUCGCGGGCCCGCCCUCGCCUGGCACCCCAACGCAAAUAAAAUGGUAUCGGGCAGCUGGGGCGGCGGCGGAGACAGCGUCAAGGUGUGGGAAGCGUCUUCCGCCAAAACGACGCACGUGCUGUACUCCGACGCCGCGAACACCUCCGUAUACACCACAACCUGGGUAGGGAAGGAGGUGGUGCUGGUGGGGGGAGGAGACCCCAAUCUACUGAGGCUGGCAACUCUUGAUAACACUACCGUGGGCGUGAUGCGAGGGAUACGAGCUCCUGUGUGGGCGGUGGACGCCUACAUGGGCCGAGGUCACCAAGGGACGCGUAUUGGCGUGGCUUCAGGGACGACCUUGUACAUUCUGGACGUUCUGAAGUGA